AUGGAGACGCAGAUCAUAGCUCAAACCGAAUCUGUGGAUGGAGUUGAAAAGGUUGAAGUCAGAACAGCAGCAGUCGAAACAAUUAGAGGAACCAUUGGAGAAGAUGUCAUGAAGCUGCCUUUAUCGGAUCAAACAAGUUAUGGUGCCCAUGAUGAAAAUCUACCCUCAAAUUCUCAUUCCAGCAACGCACCACGUGGUUUUGAUGUUAGCAUCCCUCCCAAACAUUCCAGUCAUGACGAUGCCCGUAAUAGAGUGAUGGAGACUCUUCGAUUGUUUCGUUCUAUUUCCAGAAAGCUCUUGCAAAAUGAAGCAAAGUCCGAGAAUCAACCCAAGAGGAUUGAUCUUCACGCAGCAAAGAUUAUCAAAGAAGAAGAAAUGGAAGUUAACACAGGCAAGCAAAUUUUGGGAGAAGUGCCAGGAAUUGAAGUGGGGGACGAGUUUCAAUACAGAGUUGAGCUUGCCAUUGUUGGCAUUCACCGCCUAUACCAGACCGGCAUAGAUUCAAUGAAGCACAAUGGAAUAUCAGUCGCAAAUAGUAUUGUCGAUGCUGGUGUUUAUGCUGGUGAUAAGCAUAAUGCUGACGUCUUGUUAUACUCUGGAAAUGGGGGAAACAUCGUUGGGAAAAAUAAGAAGCCCGAAGAUCAGAAGCUCGAGAAAGGAAAUUUGGCUUUAAAGAAUAGUAUAUCAACAAAGACUCCUGUUCGUGUUGUCCGAGGAUUGAAAGAAAAAACCCCUUCAGGUAAGCUAGUCACGACCUAUGUUUAUGAUGGCUUAUAUACUGUGGACAGGUAUUGGCAAGAAACUGGACCUCACGGGAAGCUGGUUUUCAUGUUUGAGUUGAGUCGAAUUCCCGGUCAACCUAAGCUUAGAAAGAAAUCAAAGAUAUAA
This is a messenger RNA of Fraxinus pennsylvanica, 888 nucleotides long. The record is from the annotation of a GenBank genome assembly. Lineage: Eukaryota; Viridiplantae; Streptophyta; Magnoliopsida; Lamiales; Oleaceae.